Messenger RNA from Onthophagus taurus, 1944 nucleotides. It is a transcript of the gene dnt, whose product is annotated as tyrosine-protein kinase Dnt. Gene Ontology annotation, molecular function: protein kinase activity; ATP binding. NCBI's taxonomy places the organism in Eukaryota, Metazoa, Arthropoda, Insecta, Coleoptera, Scarabaeidae. The record is from RefSeq and is a predicted model, not a curated record. Gene Ontology annotation, cellular component: plasma membrane; signaling receptor complex. Gene Ontology annotation, biological process: positive regulation of phosphatidylinositol 3-kinase/protein kinase B signal transduction; cell surface receptor protein tyrosine kinase signaling pathway; protein phosphorylation.
CAACCUUUUUAUUUACCGUGCUUUUUAUACACACGUCGGGUGUAGAGCCUACUUUGUAGACUGUAUUUGUGAUUGUUUGUUGAGAAUAUGUUGGCGAUGUGUCCACACCAAAAAUGAUUAUUAUUAGAAAAACUAAGCCCGAAACGACCUGAUGUUGAGUGAACCCCGGAAAAUGCCACAAUGGUCCAUAAAUAUCUGUAUUUGUUGUGCGCGUUCAUCAUUCACGAGUGUUUGGGGUAUUUAAAUUUGUUUCUAACAUCCCAGGAGGUACAAAAAACUUUAGGAUUAGAUGUGGAAUUAUACUACAUUAGAGAUGGCCAAAUUAAUAAUAACGCCUUAGCUUAUGUUAUGGAUAUUCCAUUAAACGUCGAUAAUUUACUCAUUUCUUGGGAAAGUCUAAAUGGAAAAGCACUCCCCUACAACAUUGGAAUAACCACAUCCAAUCUACAUUCAAUAACUCCAAAACUGAAUAUAACAGAAUCAGGAAUAAUUCCAACAACUUUACAAACCUUCACUUUAUCGGUACCUUGCACAGGAACUGUUGCAGAUCAAGUUAAUAUAGAUAUAUCAAUGAAUAUCACUUUGCAGCCCAAUAAUAUAACAACAAUUAAAAUUCAAAGAAAAAAAAAUUGCAAACGCAAUGAGACCCCAAUAUCCAGUAAUAUUUCAGUUGAUUCAAAGCCGGUUACAAAUUCAGUUAAUAUUUUUUAUACGGCAGUAGGAUCAGCAAUUAUUUUAAUAGGGUUCCUAGCAAUUUGUGUUUUGAGGUAUUACUUGAAAGAGAAGAAAAAAAAAUCUUCAAGGGGAAAUUCCAUGCAGCCUCAUAUGACCUACUUAACAUCAGCAACAAGAAAUCCAACAUCAACUUGUUCCUAUGGCAGUUUCAGAAGAAUGCCUAGUUAUUCAUUAAUUGAUGAGAGAUCCAAAGACCUGCAAGAAAGAAUCUCAGAAUUAACAAUACAAAGAUGCAGAGUGGGAUUAAACUCAGUUAUUUUAGAAGGAACUUUCGGCAGAGUUUAUUUAGGAAGUUACACCGACGAAAAUGGACGCCAAGAAGAGGUUCUUGUCAAGACUGUAACCGAUCACGCUUCGCAAAUCCAAAUUUCGUUGCUCCUUCAAGAAGGCAUGUUUAUGUACUCUUUGAAUCACAAAAACAUUUUAACCAUUUUGGGGGUUUCCAUCGAAGAUCAAACCGCGCCGUUUUUACUAUACCCAUAUCAUUCUUACAAAAACUUAAAAGUCUUUUUACAAAAAUGCAAAUUAAACUCGGAAGGUGUUGCUCACACUUUAACCACGCAAGAAGUUGUUGAUAUGGCGUUACAAGUUAUUCAAGGGAUGCAAUAUUUACAUAAAAAACAUUUGUGGCAUAAAGAUUUAGCAGCCAGGAAUUGUGUGGUGGAUGAUAAAUUACGCAUAAAAGUAACGGAUAACGCUCUUUCAAGAGAUUUAUUCCCAUCAGAUUAUCAUUGUUUGGGUGAUAACGAAAAUCGCCCAAUAAAAUGGAUGGCGAUCGAGUCUCUUUUGCAAAAAGAAUUCUCGUCAAGCAGCGACGUUUGGUCAUUCGGCGUAUUACUUUGGGAAUUAACAACGUUAGCUCAACAACCUUACGUUGAAAUCGAUCCGUUCGAAGUUGCCGCGUAUUUAAAAGAUGGGUACCGAUUAGCACAACCGGUUAAUUGCCCAGAUGAAUUGUUUGCUGUAAUGGCAUAUUGUUGGGCGAUGUCUCCGUCGGAAAGACCAACGUUUACUCAAUUACAAGUUUGCCUACAAGAAUUCUACGCUCAAUUAAUUCGAUAUGUUUAGUAUACAUAUAUAAAUUUUUAAUAUUUUCUUUGAUAUGUUCCUUUGUGCCAAAAUUAGGUCUCCUUUGUUUUAAGACUGUUUUGCUUUAUUUAUUUUGCGAUAUUUUUUUUAUAGAAGUGACUGAAUUUUGUAUAUAUAAAA